Molecule: messenger RNA, 3149 nt
Organism: Poecilia latipinna (sailfin molly)
Lineage: Eukaryota; Metazoa; Chordata; Actinopteri; Cyprinodontiformes; Poeciliidae
Product: potassium voltage-gated channel subfamily B member 2-like
Exons: 10
Coding region: 1-2946 (981 amino acids)
Biological process (GO): potassium ion transmembrane transport; action potential
Cellular component (GO): neuronal cell body; membrane; voltage-gated potassium channel complex
Molecular function (GO): protein homodimerization activity; telomeric repeat DNA binding; delayed rectifier potassium channel activity
Source: RefSeq, a predicted model, not a curated record
AUGAGUCGAUUUGUCCAGUACAAACUGAAGACGCAAGUGCCCAGAGGGGAGAGUUUGCACCUUCAGAGGUGGAUCAUGGUCCGCAAAAGGUCUGACAACGGGUACAGCAUCUAUAGGGGCUCUUUGCUCAGCUUCCAGAAUCUGAUGAGUACACAAUCGAUUACAUUCCCAGAGGUGGCAGAUGGACCAUCGAUUCUCGCUAUAAUAUCAAUCCUCUUUAUCGUCCUGUCCACCAUCGCCUUGUCUCUCAACACCUUACCAGAGCUCCAGGUCACGGACGAGUUUGGUCAAGCCAAUGACAACCCUCAGCUGGCCCAUGUGGAGGCUGUUUGCAUCGCGUGGUUCACCAUGGAGUACCUCCUACGCUUCCUGUCCUCUCCGAACAAGUGGAAGUUUUUUAAAGGCCCACUGAAUGUCAUUGAUCUGCUGGCCAUCCUACCCUACUAUGUCACCAUCUUCCUAACAGAAUCCAACAAGAGUGUGCUACAGUUCCAAAAUGUGCGCCGUGUAGUACAAAUAUUCAGAAUCAUGAGAAUAUUGAGAAUCUUGAAGUUGGCCAGACACUCUACGGGGCUCCAGUCUCUAGGGUUCACUUUGAGAAGGAGCUAUAAUGAGCUGGGCUUGCUCAUAUUAUUUCUUGCCAUGGGCAUCAUGAUAUUUUCCAGUUUGGUGUUCUUUGCUGAGAAAGAUGAAGAUGCCACCAAAUUCACAAGUAUUCCUGCCUCGUUCUGGUGGGCCACCAUUACAAUGACUACUGUGGGCUACGGGGAUAUUUACCCACAGACUUUACUUGGAAAGAUCGUCGGUGGACUCUGCUGUAUUGCAGGGGUGCUAGUCAUUGCCCUACCAAUCCCUAUCAUUGUCAACAACUUCUCAGAAUUUUAUAAGGAGCAGAAGAGGCAAGAGAAAGCCAUCAAGAGGAGGGAGGCAUUGGAGAGAGCCAAGAGAAACGGCAGCAUCGUAUCAAUGAACCUAAAAGAUGCCUUUGCUCGUAGUAUGGAAAUAUUGGAUGUGGUGGUAGAGAAAGGUGAGGACAAAACUUCCCUGGACAAUCACCUUACACCAAACCGUUUGGGUAGCUCCACCAGGCACGCUACUUCCGAGAGCAGUCUCCGAUCUCCAGACAAACGAAACCCAGAGUUAGGAUCUCAAAGCUCACCCCAUGGUAUAACCAUCGCCACCACUGGAAGUCAGCAUCGGAUAAGCAGGACCCCACAGCACCUGAGCGUUCAGAAACUGGAGGAAAUGUACAACCAGAUGACCAAGUCUCAAUCCUUCACGAAUCUGAACACCACAAGUUCUAUGAGCACUCUGAGCACAACUAUGACUGUCCCUGGAUCUCCAAAGAAAUCUCUCAGCCCUGACUCUACGUUAAAGGAAGAGGUGCUACUUGAAAUGAGGGAAGUCAGGGAUUCUUUGAAAGACAAUGUAGCCAGCUGUCCAGCAGAGUGCAUAAACCAGGGUUUCAACCAGGCUGGUGAUGAUGAUGGGUUAUAUGAGAUCAGACACCCCACAAUUCCACCGCUUUUGAAUUUUAGCCACUUGAGGUGUACUGGUAAUGACUUCUAUGAAUCUCACAACCCAUGCGACGGAUCAGAUUUACAUACAGAGGAAGGAAAACGCUUCAACAGUGCUGUGGAGAUAACCCAAAGCUCUCUGUCUGAAAAUAAUCCUCCAAAAAUAAAAGGGUUGAAGAGUAACUUCAACAAAUCCUCCAAUGAUGGUCCUAUUACUCCGCCUAGCACCACCUCUCCUGGGGACAUUAGCUCAAGUGUCCUGGGAGACGAGUCCCCAACGGGAGAGACAUCACCACUUAUUCCCAGUUCGGAAGAGCUUAUCCCAGUCACAUUAGAGGGCCCCUGCAGCUUCUCCCCUAAGAAACUAUUGGUAGACACCCCACCUGGUGAUGAAGAUCAGUCCACAGACAACCACGAGGAGAAGCAACUCAUGGAGGAGGCUGGCGCUGCAGUUGCACCCUUGUCCCCCAAAACAGCAGCACAAAAUUGCUCCCAAGGCAACAAUCCAGCUCUUUUUCAGAGUAAAUAUGUUAAAGCAGCUGGCCAUGAUGAAAAAUCCUUGAUAUGUGCCUUUCUAGCAAGAGUAAUGCACGGAAAGCAGCUGGAUGUCCUGUUUGAAAAAGAUGAACGUGUAAUGCCUCUGAUGUCUGCUGCCGUUGUUUGGUCAAGCCUGGAAAACGCAGUGGAAGAUGAAGGCUUAUUCAAAGAGAUCACCGGUCUCCUGUUUGUCCAGGCUGUGGCCGUCUGCCUGGAGAAAGGCCAGAGAGCUUCUGCCUCCUCGGUUCUCAAGUGGUUUGAAAAAAGACACACAUACCCUCGGAACUUGGGAAUUAAGCUCUCGACUAUCGUCACAAAAACUGAUACUUACCACCCGGUCCUCAUGAGCUUCAGCUUCAAGCGCCUCCUGGAGACCAUAAACUCCUUCUUGGACAACUAUUUGAAAAAGAAUCCAUGUGAUUUCCUCAUCAAGACAGCUACAGGUUUUGUCCAAUCUUCCCAAAACGUUAUGGACUCGGAGUCUGUGGAGUUACAAGACAGCACUGUCUCGGAAAAGCAAAGUGAAACAACACAGAAGAACAAAAAAACAAAACGCAAACUGCUCUCUACUAAACUUACCGAGGCAUGGUCACCUGAUACCACGAAGAAGCCCUGUGUUUCUCUCCGGCGUCUCUCCAGAAGUGAGGUGUGUCACCUGACGGCGAGGAAGAGUUUAGAAACCUCCCCCCUGCAAAAUAGUGAAAAGUGCACGGAAAAGAAAACACGAAAGAAAUGGACUGCCCAGCUGGACAAGUACCUUCAAGACGGGGUCAAACGUCACGGACAGGGGAACUGGUCUCGAAUCUUACUGGAUUAUGACUUUGAGGGACGCACUGGCACCAUGCUGAAAGACCGCUGGAGAGUUCUGCUAAAGGCACACAAAGUCAGCUGAAGAAAAGGCAGCCUCCAAUCUCUUGUUUCAGCUGGGCUAAUGGAGCAGUUUGUACAUAAAAUUACCCACUGAUGAAAACAUUAUUUUUUUUUAAUUUAUGUAAGAAAAAUUAUAUUUUGUUUGCAUGUUUUUGUUCCACAUUAGUGUUGUAAAUUUGUAAAAUUGUAAAGCUAUUUGGCUGUACCGCUUCUCCAAUUUCAAUU